GUGGGCGAAAAAUCGGCGCUCCGGUGGUGACGCCGACCAUUGGAGAUGCUCUCACCCUCCCCGCAGCGCCACCCGCCCGUCUUGUCCCUCUGCUCCUCUUCCACCCUCCAAUUCCGUAAUACUAGCACACCUGCUGCUCCGAUUCUCACCCGCAUCUCCGCCGCUACCACCACCGCCGACGUGCACGAUUCCGCUUCGAUAUCUACAACCACCAGUUGGGUAGAAUUUGCUGAAAAGGUGUCGGGAGAAUGGGACGGAUUUGGGGCCGAUUUCACGGCGGAGGGGCAAGCGGUGGAAUUGCCAGAAUCGGUGGUGCCAGAGGCGUACAGGGAGUGGGAGGUCAAGGUCUUCGACUGGCAAACCCAGUGCCCCACCCUCGCUACCGCUGACAACACCCCCUCUCUCACCUACAGAUCCAUCAAACUCCUCCCCACCGUCGGAUGUGAAGCCGACGCCGCCACCGUCUACACCUCAGAGGAGAGGCACAUUUCGGCACGCCAUGGCUCCGCCUUCGCAUAUGCAUCCACCGGAUGUUACGUAGCAGUUGAUUCUUCACUCGAAUCAAUUGAGCUGGAGCAUUGCCUGAUUGAUCCCAAUAACAAAGAGUCUAGGGUGAGGGUAAUUCAGGUGCUGGAUUCCGAGUUGAAAUUGGUCCGGAUCAAAGUGUUUGUGGAGCAGUGGUAUGGCCCCUUCAGGAACGGGGAUCAGCUCGGUGGAUGUGCCAUUCGCGACUCGGGCUUUGCUUCAACGAAGCAGCUUGAAGCUUCUCGAGUUUGUGGUGUUUGGCAAGGCACCAGCGCCGUUGCCAGAUUUGAUGCCUCUCACAAUAAUAUGAUCCUACAACUUGGUGAUGAACGUGCAAGCAAAUCAAUCAGAGAUGAGGGGGGCCUUGUAUUACUCCCCAAGCAAUUGUGGUCCUCAGUGAAGAAGAGAGAAGACGGCAACGGCGAUAUAACCUGCUGUGAAGUCGGAUGGUUGUUAGAUGAGGGGAGAGCCAUCACAUCAAAAUGCAUCUUUUCAGGCAAAGCACUGCUUAAGGAGAUUGCAAUAGCAAAUGAAACUGCAACUCAAAUAUAAUAUCGCAGCGAAUACCAGCUUGUCUCCGUUAUGAUCAUACCAAGUGCAAUACCUUAGAAACUACAAAUACUCUGAUUUUGCAGUAAUUGGUGGGUAUUUUGUUAUUAUAUAUUUGCAAGUACUACUACUAUUACUCUAUGCAUUUCCAGAAAAAUUAAUGAGAAACUGAAGGGGAAAAACAAUUGUAGUUUCCA
Salvia splendens (bonfire salvia) is the source of this 1271-nucleotide messenger RNA. RefSeq lists its product as uncharacterized. The transcript has 4 exons. The record is from RefSeq and is a predicted model, not a curated record. NCBI's taxonomy places the organism in Eukaryota, Viridiplantae, Streptophyta, Magnoliopsida, Lamiales, Lamiaceae. The coding region runs from base 46 to 1077 and encodes 343 amino acids.